AUGGGGUUUGGGCAUAGAUGGAGAUCGUGGGUUAUGGAGUGUGUGGCCACCGCAUCUAUGUCGGUUCCGAUAAAUGGUUCGUCGUCCAAGCCGUUCAAAAUGGAAAGAGGUCUGAGACAGGGUGACCCACUUUCUCCUUUCCUGCUUGUACUGGUUGUGGAUGUACUGCAUCGAAUGGUUGGAGAGGCAGCCAGGAAUAGACGUGUAUCACUUUUGUUGGUUGGGAGAGAUAGUAUAGAAUUGUCACAUCUUCAGUUUGCUGAUGAUACUAUUCUGUUUUGUCGACCAAAAGAGGAGACUAUUAAGAAUUACCAGCGGCUCCUGAGAUGCUUUGAGUUGAUGUCAGAACUCAACAUUAAUUUUGACAAGUCGAGCUUGAUUCUGGUAAAUUGUGAUGAGCAGUGGGUCCAGCAUAUGUGCCGAUUGUUGGGUUGUAAGGGUGGUUCCCCAGUUAAAUACCUGGGUAUCCCCUUAGGAGCAAAUCCGAGGUUGGUGAAGACCUGGAAGCCUAUAAUAGACAAAGUGGGGGAGAAGCUCAGUCUGUGGAAAGCUAAAAUACUUAACAAAGAUAAAAAGUUGGUGAUGAUCAAUCAGUUUUAA
This is a messenger RNA of Arachis ipaensis, 600 nucleotides long. Lineage: Eukaryota; Viridiplantae; Streptophyta; Magnoliopsida; Fabales; Fabaceae. The record is from RefSeq and is a predicted model, not a curated record.